Molecule: messenger RNA, 2409 nt
Organism: Fusarium verticillioides 7600
Lineage: Eukaryota; Fungi; Ascomycota; Sordariomycetes; Hypocreales; Nectriaceae
Exons: 3
Coding region: 295-2208 (637 amino acids)
Biological process (GO): DNA-templated transcription; positive regulation of transcription from RNA polymerase II promoter by galactose
Cellular component (GO): nucleus
Molecular function (GO): RNA polymerase II cis-regulatory region sequence-specific DNA binding; zinc ion binding; DNA-binding transcription factor activity, RNA polymerase II-specific
Source: RefSeq, a predicted model, not a curated record
UAAAAUCGGAGAUGAUCAUCACCAACUACCGUGCUCGACGGGAUCCGAAUAGUGGAUGCUACCUAUAUGCCGGUGCCUUGUUGUCCUGAGCUCUGAAACAGGUCCGUGUAGAACAAAACGCCUCAUUGUCACCGUUGGUGCGCCACUUGGUCCCAAGUUAAACUGUUGCCUAAGCCUGUUGCGUGCGAUGCUCACUCUGUACCUAGGCCAAGCCUCUAAACUGUUGAAAAGAGGAUUUUCCCUCACCGCUCAUGUCUCCCUGAACUCUUCUCAUCAAAUUUGGAGUCGGAUUGUAUGACAAUGAACCCCCCCGAGACAACCGGCCGGCGGGCCAAUUCAUCCUGCGCCGAAUGCAGACGUCGCCGAGUCAAAUGCGAAGGCCAGACCUUUCCCUGCCGGCAAUGCGUCUACUACCUCGUCCCACAUCUCUGCCAUUAUCCUGCAAGGAAAAAGAGACACAAUGUAUCUAUAAAAUCUCACGCCGAACUGACCGAUAGUUACGCCAAGGCCCGGAAAGUCAUCGAAUCGUUGUUCCCCUCGAGUUCACUCGAUGAGCUCUCCUGCAUGACCCGUCAGCAGUUGCUGAUACGACUGCAAGCUUCCAAAGUACCUCCGUCUGUUACUGAGACUGAACCGCAGGAUCAUCUGCAGGUUUUGGAACCGUCGGUGGAACAGAACUUUACUUGGGAUGAAGUAUCUGAGACCGAAAGCGAAACGUCGCGUGUGGCAGACGACGUCAACGGACUAGCCUUCUCACGACAAUCGCUCAACGCCUCAUAUUUGGGUAUAUCAUCGGUCCCUACCAUUCUGAAAGUCAUCGCCCAUCUUUCUCCUCAUGUACAGCAACGAGUUCCCAAGGGUCCUGAAGCUUGGCGGAGUCCAUCAAGCCUGGCUGCUAGUCCAGGCGACAUAGCUUGCAUGCAAGUGGAUGAAAUACCGCUUAUAAACGCCUACUUCAGCCACGUGCAUCCUGUCAUUCCAAUGGUAGACGAAGCCGACUUUCGUCAGCGCUAUCUCCAAUCCAAUACGGAAGACGAGGAAGCUGGGCCAUGGCUCGCGUUGAUGAACAUGGUGCUCGCUAUGGGCUCAAUGGCAUCAGACUCAAUCCAAUUCAGCGCGCACAACCCUUUUUACAAGCGAGCUCUACCUCAUCUCAACAUCAACUCUUUUGGUUCCGGGCAUCUCUACAUGGUGCAAGCAUUGGCUCUGUAUAGUGGUAUGGUUCUUCACUUUCUCAACAAGCCGAAUAUGGCAGUUGCUGUCAUGGGAGCAACACUACAGAUGGCCGUCGCCAUGGGCUUGCAUAGAGUACAGGCUUCGCAAGCGCCUACAAACACAGCUUUCCAUCCCGCUAAUGGCUCGACUGCCACACGGAUACGUACUUGGUGGUCUAUUCUGUGUCUAGAUACGUGGGCUUCGUCUACUUUGGGCCGUCCAAGUCACGGAUACUGGGACCCAGCUAUAACGUUGACUUCACCUAUGUCAGCCCUCCAAGAUCUGGAUUACGGAACGAUAUCCCUCGCCGCUAGUGAAAUGUUCUGUAGGAUCGCCACACGUGUGCAACAGCGACUCGCCCGUUUACCUUUAAUAAGCCCCGACGAAGUUGAAGAAUUCGAUCGCGAACUUAUUGCCUGGAAAGACUCGUUACAUAUGUUCCUAGCUCACCGUGAGCAGUGUCCGCCAAGCAUCAAUACUGCACGGGCGAUUCUUUGGUGGCGAUGGAUCACGACUCGACUUACGCUCUACCGUCCCGGGUUAUUAAUCACAGCACUGCGUCAGAAGCCAUGGGGACAAGAGAAUACCCGUGAAGCGAGCCAUGCCCGAAAAUGUAUACAGAUCGCCAAAGAAGGAGUUGAUCUAAUGGCGCUGGAUUGGGUUUCGAACCAGUUCGUUUGCUGGAAUAGUGCUUGGAACCUCUUUCAGGUGUCCUUAGUCCUCGUUCUGGGUCUGAUGACGGACAAACAAGAAGCAGGUAACUUAAAGUGCUAUGAAUCAGUCUGCCAGGCAAUUGAGCUAUUUGCCCUGAUGGAGCCGCUUGACGCUGGUUGCACUCGCAGUCGAAAGCUUCUUCAAGGACUGUUGGAUAACACGAAGGGCGCGGAGGAAAACACUGCUUUCCCGACACCUGAAGGGCUAGAUAAUUUUAUACUUGACUAUGUCGGUACAGAUCUAGUCUGGGAAGAUGUGGAUUGGUUAGGGUACCUUUAGGAUGAAUACCAGCUCAGAGAAUGGGGGAACCUUGACAAGUAUCAUUGAGCGAUGGAGAUCUAGGCCUCAUAUUGCCAUUCAAUAUUUACUGAUCUACAGUGUAAACGCUAUAUACACGAAAAAAAGACUCUUCAAGAGCUUAGGCCCUUGACAGUAGCACCAGUAAUGCUAAUAGUAUAAUCAAGACCCUUUGAAACCUCA